AUGAACAACGAGGUAGAAUGCGAACUACAACUCAGCCAGGUUGCUGUGAAUGUUGAUCCUUCCAACUCAUUUAUGUACAAUUCUUUGAACCAGCCAACACCAAAGGAAGGAUCUAUUAAGAUUAUUGUGGUUGUUUCAUCUAUAAUCGCUGCUAUAAGUGGACUUCUCUUUGGCUAUUCUUAUUCAAAUAUAUCUGGAGCUAUUCUGGAGCUACAGAAAAUUUUACAACUUGGAUGCAACCAGCAGGAAAUAGUAGUGAGUGUAAUCCUAAUUGGAGGCAUUGUGGGCGCCUCCACUGGUGGAUAUAUCAUGGACCGAUUGGAAAGAAGAACGGUCAUCAUUGCAACCUCAUGUGGUCUUAUACUGGGAAGUGUUUUAACAAUGGGUUCCUCCUACGCAUUGCUUGUUGCAGGCCGCAUUGUGAAUGGAAUCUCCAUAACUUUAAGCAUGAUUGCAACAUGUGCUUACAUAUCGGAAAUUGCCCCAGCAGCGAAAAGAGGCUUGCUGGUAUCUAUGGUUGAACUGAUGGCUGUUUUCGGCAUUCUGUUGGCUUAUGUUGUCAAUUUUAGUUUUGUCAACAUUUCAAAUGGAUGGAAAUUCACAUUUGGUAUUGUGAUCCCAAUAGCACUACUACAAAUCAUCGGAGUAUUCUACAUUCCAUCAAGCCCUUAUUUUCUGAUUAAGAAGGGUGAGGAUGAAAAAGCCAAUCUUAUUUUAAAAAGGACCAGGUUCUAUUCUGAAACAUCUGGGGAACUGAAUAACAUAAAGUCUUUCUUGAAUAAUGAAUCCAACUAUAAAUGUUUAGACAUGUUUAGUUCAAAAAGCAACAUGAACUUUCGAAUGCUAAUAGGAAUUAGUUUGACCUUUUUUUUGCAAGUUACAGGCCAACCAAAUCUUUUAUUCUAUUCAUCUAUUAUGUUAAAAUCUGUUGGAUUUGAAAGUGUUUCAGCAGCAACUCUGGCUUCAGUUGGCUUAGGAUUGGUAAAAAUGUUUGGCACAAUUGUGGUAAUAUUCUUCGUGGACAAAGUAGGACGCAGAACCUUACUAUGCGUUGGAGCUGCUGCUAUGAUGGUGUCACUGAGCAUAAUUGGAAUAGCAAGUUACAACAUCCCAAUGAAAUUCAUUCAUAUCUGUAUUGAGCCAAACCACACAAGUCAUUUGCAAGAUAAUAUUAUAACAGUGGAUUACAACUUGAUAGCUGCCAGAACUACUCCUUUGGAAACAUACACCAGUUCAUUGCUGCCCAGUGGCUUUUCUACAGCAAACCAGUCUUACAGCAAAAUCAGAGCUUCAAAUGAAUCCUCUCCAAUGAUGGAAAGACCCGAAACUGAGAGUGUCUCUCCUGUUGUGAAAUGGGUGCUACUUUGCGGCUUACUUAUGUGUGGACUUGCAUAUUCAGUAAGUUUUGGACCAGUUGUCUGGGUGUUGCUGAGUGAAAUAUUUCCAGUGGGAAUAAAAGGCAGGGCUAUGUCUUUCAUAGGAAUGUUCCAAUUGAUUGUAAACCUCCUGAUUUCUCUGACCUUUUUGAAUGUGACAGAGUCUAUUGGCCUGAUGUGGAUGUUCUUUAUCUGUGCCACGUUGAGUUUUGUCUCAUUGGUUUUUAUAAUUUUCCUUGUACCUGAGACAAAAGGUCUGCCAUUAGAGCAGAUAACUGAGCAAUUUAGUCUAAGGUACAAUGUAAGGACUUUGAGCUGCUAUACAGGUAACUGUAUGAAGAGAGUUGUACCAAGGAUAUUUCAGAAACGUAGAAGUGAUGAGCACUGCAUUUGGGCUACAGAUGUCCAAUACCACAUUGAAGAUGUUUCUCUCUAUUCCGAAUGAGUCGUUAAAUGAAGGUCUUGGCCGCUUGUGGUUCAGGUGGAUGUUAAAAGAUCCCAUGCUGAUAUUUCAAAGAAGAAUGGGAAGCUUUCUCAUUCAAACUCAUCUCCCCAAAAUUAGAUUGUUGUGGCUGCUAAUCUCUUUUUUUUGGACAUUACAGAUAUGUAUUGCUGUGUUUGCCCAUGUAGCAAAAUUGCGUAAUUUUAAAUUAUUCUCAUUUCAUGAACUGCUCAUGAACUAAUACUCAUUUACUUAGACAAAUGUAAGUUGCUGUUGUUUAUACAAAUUAGUUCAUUAAAGUAAUAAUACUUAAUAACUCAUAUACAAUGGAUAGUCUAGAGUAGCUGGGAUUGUUUUUCUUAGAACAGGGAAGGUUAAGGCGAGACUUAAUAAAGAUGUUCAAAAUUAUGAGGGGUUUUGAUAAGAGUAAAUAAGGAGAAACUAUU
This is a messenger RNA of Callorhinchus milii (elephant shark), 2264 nucleotides long. It is a transcript of the gene slc2a12, whose product is annotated as solute carrier family 2 member 12. The record is from RefSeq and is a predicted model, not a curated record. Gene Ontology annotation, molecular function: transmembrane transporter activity. The transcript is spliced from 6 exons. Gene Ontology annotation, biological process: transmembrane transport. Gene Ontology annotation, cellular component: membrane. The coding region runs from base 1 to 1821 and encodes 606 amino acids. Lineage: Eukaryota; Metazoa; Chordata; Chondrichthyes; Chimaeriformes; Callorhinchidae.